This is a messenger RNA of Adineta ricciae, 846 nucleotides long. NCBI's taxonomy places the organism in Eukaryota, Metazoa, Rotifera, Eurotatoria, Adinetida, Adinetidae. The record is from the annotation of a GenBank genome assembly.
AUGUUCCUUUUACUACUCGUCACCGUUCAAUUGUUCUACGCUGUAACAUGCCAACUAUCCUGUUACAAUUGUCCGAUGCAGGCAAAUGUUUUCGAUUCGAUUAUCACUGCUGAUACCGUUCCAAAUGAUUUAAAGGACUGUUCACGUCAGCAGGAUCAAACGCAAUGCUCUGUUCACAUCGAAUGGACUCAAAAUCCCAAUCGAACAUCAAUCGUGCUUCUGUCUGAUAGCGAACGACAGGACGCAUCCGGUCGACAUAAUCUUGAAAAUGCAAUCACGCUGACUAACAACGGGACAAGAACUCAAUGGAGAAAAACAAUGGAUUACACCUGUUCGACUGAUCAAUGUAAUAGCCCAGCAAUGGUAAAACGCUUAUUAAGAUCAUUAACAUCAAAAGAUAAUUUCCAAACUCUUUCGUCUUUACUCGACAUGAAUACACAAUUCCAUGGCAAUCUUUGUACCUUUUUUGCCAAUAGCAGUGUGUCAUGUGAUACAGAAAUGGACCGAAAUAAUUGUAGACAAUGCGCUACGCAAGAAUAUAUUCAGUCAAAGCCGGUAGAAGUGUGCUUGAAUUGUGUGAUGGACGAUAUCAUUGAGAAUUUCAUCACGCGUCAAGUGAAAUUUUUUAUGAAAGAGCGUGAACGUCAUGAUAUCUGGAUGAUUGAAUGUCAACAGAAAGAUUGUAAUGCAAUAGAAACCGGUAAUCUAAUACGACAGAACAGUGAAAUCGACUUUGAUUUUGCUUAUUUUCUAAACGGUUCUAAUCAGCUCAAUAGCUUUGCUUUAGUGAUCAGUCUUGUUUCCGUUUUAACAAUCUUCAAUUUAUUCGAAAAAUUAUUUCAAUAA